AGGGAACCAGCGGGGCGCGUGCAGUGCACGCACUUGGCCAGUCGAGAUUUAAACUACCUGUGACUCGAUGCAGGCCAGUCAUGAAAGAUGAAAGAGAGUGUAACUUGGAUCAACCGAUCCCGGUAAACACGGUGAAUAGCUCGCUCGGAUAUAGAUGAAAGAUGAACGAGAGUGUAACUUUUGCAACGGAGCCCGGUAAACACGGUGAAGAGCCCGCUCGUAUAUCCGUUCUUCUCAAGGACCAUCUUCUUUGCUGCUUCUUCCACCCACGUUGUGGUGAGUGGGAUGGCUAAGUCUCCCACUACCUCGUCUUCCCCCUCCCCUUGGUCUCCCGCCGACUCAGAUGUUGCUGUUCGCAGCAAGCGCAUCCGAUCAUCUAAACUGUACUUUGAUAUCCCGUCUGCCAAGGUUCCCCUCAUCUAUUCGAAGUCCUAUGAUAUAUCCUUCCUAGGCAUCGAGAAACUGCACCCGUUCGAUUCUUCAAAGUGGGGUCGCAUAUGUGAAUUCCUUAUUUCAGAAGGAAUACUGAACAAAAAUCAAAUAGUGGAGCCAGUAGAGGCUUCAAAAGAUGAUCUUCUGGUGGUGCACACAGAAGAAUACCUUGCAAGCCUCAAGAGCAGUUUGACUGUGGCCAUUAUAAUUGAGGUUCCACCUGUUGCUCUUCUUCCAAACUGUCUUAUUCAGAAAAAGGUUCUUUUCCCAUUCCGCAAGCAGGUAGGAGGGUCUGUCUUGGGAGGGAAGCUUGCAAAAGAACGAGGAUGGUCCAUCAACGUUGGUGGUGGAUUUCACCACUGUUCCUCAAGAAAAGGAGGUGGAUUUUGUGCAUAUGCAGACAUUUCACUAUGCAUACAUUAUGCAUUUGAAUGUCUUAAUGUUAGAAGGGUGAUGAUUAUAGACCUUGAUGCUCAUCAAGGGAAUGGUCAUGAGAUAGACUUUGCUAAUGAUGGAAGGGUUUAUAUCCUUGAUAUGUACAAUAGAAGCAUAUACCCUCAAGAUUUUGAGGCAAGGGCACAUAUAACCCAGAAGGUUGAAUUGGUGAGUGGAACUUCCACGGAGGUUUAUUUGAAGUAUUUGGAGGAUGCACUUCAGGUCGCCAAAAGAGCAUUUGAUCCUGAAUUGGUUGUUUAUAAUGCUGGAACAGAUAUCCUCGAUGGGGAUCCUUUGGGUAGAUUGAAGGUCUCUCCUCAAGGGGUUAUUGCCAGAGAUGAGAAGGUGUUUCAAUUUGCAAGACAGAGAAACAUACCUCUUCUUAUGCUUACUUCAGGUGGUUAUAUGAAGUCAAGCGCUCGGGUGAUUGCAGAUUCAAUAAAAAAUCUAAGCAUGAAACGUUUGAUUGACUUGGACAUGUCAAAUCUUUAGAACUUAUAAGCUCCAGAGUUUACCACUGAAGCUACAGGGAAAGCACUUCACAAUAUUCCGGAUUAUGAUUUAUCCUUAAGUGUUAAAUUAAGUUAUGGUCUAAUGUACAUUCUCUUAGGGAUCUCUACAGAGACGAGAAACUCUCUAGCUGUGCUAUGUUCUACGUCCUCUUUGUGUAUAUCUUUAGUAUGCCUGCAAUUUGUUUCUCCAGUGAGUAGUCUGGCAAUUUGAAGAAUUCCAAUCCUAGACUAUGCCUUAUCAUGAAGUAUUGCGAAAGAAAUUACAGUCUAAUAUGUUUUGAUUUGGUUGAGUUCUACAGGGAUAAGAGAUUCUGUUGCUGCACGGUGCAUUCUGUAUCUCUUGUAUAUGCGUUUGGCAUGUAAAUUGUAAUUUGCUCAUGCCCUUGGAUUGGCCAGGUGAAGUGCAAUGUCAUCUGCGUACUGUUCUAUGUGGUUCAGUCAGAUACUCUGCCUGGUGCAUGUAUACUUGCUGGUUGUGGUAAUAUAACCUCUCUCAAGUUUUUUUCUUU
Nymphaea colorata (pocket water lily) is the source of this 1888-nucleotide messenger RNA. Its product is annotated as histone deacetylase 2. The record is from RefSeq and is a predicted model, not a curated record. The transcript has 13 exons. Gene Ontology annotation, molecular function: histone deacetylase activity. Bases 286 to 1359 code for a protein of 357 amino acids. NCBI's taxonomy places the organism in Eukaryota, Viridiplantae, Streptophyta, Magnoliopsida, Nymphaeales, Nymphaeaceae.